AUGGACGUUGUGCUCGACUUUGACGGCACAAUCACAGCCAAGGACAGCAUCAGCUGCCUGGGCGAGUUUGGCGUCUCGCACCAGCAAAAGCGGCGGCGGCACGACCUGACGUCGACGUGGGAACGGAUCGUGUCCGAGUACGUGGCUGACCACAAGACGCACGUCUCUGCCUACUCCCCGGCCGAGGCGGACAGGCUCACGCACGACGAGGAGCGCGCAUUCCUCCACAGCCUGCAGCACGUCGACGUCAAGUCGCUAGGGCGCGUCGCCGACUCAAAGCUCUUUGAGGGCUGCACGGCCGAUGACCUCUACGCUGCGGGGCAGGAGGCCGUACGGAUCGGCAAGGUCGCGCCGCGCAAGGGCUUUGCCGAGUUCGUGGCCGCCAUGCGCGGAGCCGGCGCCAGCCUGUCCAUCCUGUCGGUCAACUGGUCGGCUGCUUUCAUCAGGGGCGUCCUGUCGCAGUGCGGCGCCGUUGUCAUCGACGAUGUUGUCAGCAACGAGAUCACCGCGGAUGGAAAGAUUGGCAGCCUGGGAGAUGGGGCUGAAGCGGGCACUCCAAUGAUGACAUCGUUGCACAAGCUCAAGGCUCUACAGGCAAGAUCAACGGCAUCCGCUGGCGACGAUGAGACUAAGCCCAAGACCACGGUAUACUUUGGAGAUUCGACGACGGAUCUGGAGUGCCUGCUAGCUGCCGACAUUGGCAUCGUCAUGGCCAACGAUGAAAACAGCUCACUUUUACGAGCACUCUCUCGGCUCGGGUUUGACAUCCCUCAUGCUUUGGAUGUGAGCAGGAGCCAGCAAAAAGGGCCGACGACCGUGGGUAACCGCCGCAGACUGGCAUGGGCUACAAGUUUUACCGAAGUGCUUGAAAGCGGUAUUCUUACUCCAACAGAAACAUGCAAUUCAUGA
Pyricularia pennisetigena is the source of this 909-nucleotide messenger RNA. RefSeq lists its product as uncharacterized. The record is from RefSeq and is a predicted model, not a curated record. Lineage: Eukaryota; Fungi; Ascomycota; Sordariomycetes; Magnaporthales; Pyriculariaceae. Bases 1 to 909 code for a protein of 302 amino acids. The transcript has a single exon.